CCAAAGAUAGAUGAAAACCUUAUUAACGAAUUUAGCAUAUUAGGUUAUAUUGCAUGUGCUUUUUCAACUCUAUAUUCAACAGGCAAUACUGACCUUUGUACAGAGCAUGUAAAAGACAUUAAACCAGCUGAAUAUUUUAAGCAUUUACUUAAAUACAAAGAUGGAAGAAGCCUUGAACAGUUAACUGAAAACAAUACUGUUUCAUGGUCUGAACUUUUUAAUCGAAAUCUUGUUGAGAUAAAAAGUAAACUUAAUGAUUUACUUGGCUCAUCUGUUGAUGAGUUGGAAGAAUCUGUUUUUGAGAAUAAGAAUAAGCAACUAGAAACUGAUGAAGAUGAAGAAAUUUGGCCUGAUUGGAUGAUUUUAGCAAAAAUAGGCCUAAAUAUAAUUGUUGACAGUUCUUCUGAUCUUGGUUUAAGUAAUACUGAUUGA
This is a messenger RNA of Cetraspora pellucida, 432 nucleotides long. The record is from the annotation of a GenBank genome assembly. NCBI's taxonomy places the organism in Eukaryota, Fungi, Glomeromycota, Glomeromycetes, Diversisporales, Gigasporaceae.